AUGGAUUCGUCUCUCACAUGCCUACUAAGCUAUAGUUCUUCAGGGUUCUCCGUCCUCAUGUUUAUAGGCACCAUCUGGGCCCUGACCUACAAGCGUCGCGUGAAGGACGUCAAUCGCCUAAUCGCUGCAGUAGCCAUUAUGUUGUUGAUACUAAGUACUGCGCACAUGAUCGUAGACAUUAUCCGUCUUGAGGAUGGAUUGGUGAAGUAUCGUGACACGUUCCCAGACGGGCCCGCGGCGUUCUUCGCAGAUGUGUCCCAGAUAACUUAUGUGGUCAAAAAUGCGAUAUACAUAUUGCACACUCUGCUCGGAGAUGGAGUUGUGAUAUAUCGCUGUUACGUUGUUUGGCAAUCCGUUCGGAUCAUCAUCCUGCCAAGUUUGCUGUGGGGCUGUAGCGCAUUCACUGGGUUUUCUGCAGUCUACAGUGUUUCGCAAGCCACUAGCAAUGCCGGAAACAUCUUCACAAAGGCAACUGGACAAACUUUCUUUGCCUUGACACUUUCUACCAAUCUAAUUAGCUCAGGAUUACUGGCAUAUCGCAUCUGGAAGAUGGAACGUAACAUCUCUUCAGUGCGCACCUCAAACAGAACUUUGACGCCCAUAUUGCGCGUGCUUGUGGAUGCCGCUAUUUUAUACUCUGUGGUGCUCUUCCCUACACUUGUCUGUUUCAUCCUUUCGAACAAUGGGCAGUAUGUCAUGCUAGACAUGCUCAUGCCGAUCAUCUCGAUUGCCUUCUACAUGGUGCUCAUUCGUGUCGCAAUCAAUAAAAACGCUCACAAUCUCCUCUCGACAACUUUCCACAGUGGGACGACCAGUGAAACAGCACGAGAAGACUCACAGCAACAUCCUAUGAAACCUUUGCAGGUCCACAUAUCCCAAUUUACGCAGAGUGAUGAUACCGUGACGCAUGACGUAGGGCUUGAAGACCUAUCAUCGACCUGCGGGGUGGUAACAGUGGAAGAGCCUUCUGGCGCUGUGUAAUAUGUUGCAAUAUCUAUCGUCGCUUUUCGUGUUUGGGACAUAAUGCUACUAGUGGGCAGGAGUUUCACAAUCAUAUCUACAAUACACCGACAAUUUAGUCAUUGCAAGAUUUGUGUGUGCACUGUACGCACGCUGAAUCGGACAACACACAAAUAGUCGA
This is a messenger RNA of Suillus clintonianus, 1141 nucleotides long. RefSeq lists its product as uncharacterized. The record is from RefSeq and is a predicted model, not a curated record. NCBI's taxonomy places the organism in Eukaryota, Fungi, Basidiomycota, Agaricomycetes, Boletales, Suillaceae. The coding region runs from base 1 to 981 and encodes 326 amino acids. The transcript has 6 exons.